Molecule: messenger RNA, 1113 nt
Organism: Seminavis robusta
Lineage: Eukaryota; Bacillariophyta; Bacillariophyceae; Naviculales; Naviculaceae
Source: the annotation of a GenBank genome assembly
AUGAAGUCUGGAAGGACUGUUGUGUCUACUACUAGUAGUAGAUCAUCUCCACUCUUGUCGUCACUACCAUUACUCUUUCUUGUUCGAUCUUGUAGCAGCAUGACAACAACACCGCUAGUCCCCAAGCAGCUGCGAGGCGUCUUUUGCGGUUCCGGAAGCGACGGCAUGUCGGAUCCUCGCUUGGCCGAUGCCAUUCUCGGCAUGAUAAUACCAACACAGCAACCCAAACAAGAACAAACCAAUGUGCUCUAUCUGGGAACCGCCACGUACGAUCUGCCACAAUUUGCCGAACGACAAACGGCGCGGUUUCGAGAACGACACUGUCACGUCUCUCAUCUCCCAUUGGUGAACGACGUUCCCUCUGUCACCAAACUGGAGAAUGAUAUUCGGCAAGCCCAUGUCAUUGUGGUAGGAGGCGGCAAUACGCUGUUUGCUAUAGAUCGAUGGAAGCGAUUGGGGAUUGUUCCAUAUUUACUGAAACAAGCCAUGGAACGAGGCGCCAUUUUGACGGGAGGAUCGGCGGGUGCCAUUUGUUGGUUUGAUGGAGGACAUUCCGAUUCCAUGGAUCCCGACACAUACAAGACUGCCCUGCAAGCAAAAUUUAGCACCACAGCAGCAACAACAGUGGCAGAUGAAAGUUCCACUGCUACUGACAACAUCAAAGACUGGAAGUACAUUCGAGUCCCUGGAUUGGGAUUCCUACCGGGAUUACUCUGUCCUCAUCACGAUCGCCGACAGAGCAAUGGCAUUUUGCGGGCACACGAUUUUGAUCGCAUGUUGCUCCAACAUCCCGGAGAAAUUGGAAUUGGAAUCGAUCAUUGGGCAGCAUUGGUUGUCGAUGGAGAGGAUUCGUAUCGGGUACUAUCACUACAAGACAAACCAGGAUCCGUUCUGCAUGACAAUACUUUUUCCGACAACGCCAAGGGACUUCCAGGGAUUUGGAUCAAACGGGUCGUUGAUGGAACCGUCCAAUCGCGAGUGUGUCCACCAAAGGGAAAAUUGUCGGAUAUUCUACAACCCGCAUCGGAAAUUGUACAGGAUACAGAGGAUAUGGAACAGUGUCGAAGGGACAACCCAGAUGAUGGACCUGGGUUGCAACCGCAAGAAGACUAG